AUGGAAGGCAGUUUGCCACAUCGCCAACUUCAUGUGCUUCUGACACUACUCGACGGUGAACAUUCAUUUGGAAUGUCUUUGGCUCAAAAAUGUUCAGUUCUUGGGCUUAAGUACACGGUAGUAUCCAGUGUCUUUGCCAACUCACCUGCUGAUCGCGCUGGCGUUCGCAAAGGAUAUGUGCUGCGCUCUGUGAAUGACACGCCAGUAGGUGGCCUGACAGUUGCGCAGGUUGCCAAUUACUUCCGUAAUGUCGGUCAGACAAGAAUUACGCUUGAGAUUGUAGGGAAGCCGACAUUUACAUCGAAAACGACGACUUGCUCGAGAGUUGAGCAAUUGUUAAAACUACCAGGUGCUGCUCCGUCUGGAAGAGCUAUUGCGGCACCUGGUUCGGCGUUAGUAGUCCCAAGAGAUGCUUUAACUCAGCAGUCAAUGCCAAGACGUCCUGUAAAGUCUGCUGCCAAAGCACUGGCAUUGCAGCGACAUAGUGAUGAGAUUUACUCUGCAGCUGCUUGUGUUCCGGAUCGUGCUGACCCAAAAUACGAUAGCACGGGUAGGAUACAUCGCAUCGGACUUCAAGCGAUAGAUGUGAACCCUAACAAAGCAGAAGAAAAAGCUUUGGUGUCUGUAAUCGACGUCGAGUUGACAUCCGAGUGCAUGGCCAGUAAACCAUCGUCGCUUCAUCCAACAUUACUACAAAAGUCUGAUCUGGCAAAUGUCGCUUCUCAAGAACGUGUCGUUGCAGAUGUACAGCUAGAAAUUUCAGUACCUUCGACAGAUUUUUUACACGCUUCACUAAGCGCAACGUCUAGACCACCUAUCAAGACAUCGUCGAAUUGUGAAGCUCCCACUUCGGAUGCAAAGAGGCCUAGCACAUUAUUGAUAUCACAUUCCGCUCGGUCGAAUGAUACUGCUCUGAUGGCCCCCUCAGAGAACGCUGCGUCGAAAACUACAGACCAUUUCUUACCGUCUCUUACGGCUAAACCAUUAACAAAUCCACAGAGAAAACCUACGAUAUCGCUAGGAGAGACCGUCGUUCCUUCAACACUGGAAAUGGAUUCAAACUCCCCAAGACUCGAAUCAUUGUCAUCAAUCCCAUGCAAAAUUGAACUUGUGUCGCCAGCAGUCCAUCGACCAACACUAGCAAUAGAGUCAUUAAACAAGCCAUCGAUAUCGCCUAGACAAGUUGCUAUCAUGCCUUCAGCCGCCAUGGGAAGAGAUGCAGCGUCAACUUCUGAAAAGCUAACAGUAGCUGAAGCAGCACUCGAUGCAGCACAACCACACAGCUCUGUGAAAAAAUGUAUAAAGCGUCGAAGAAGUCGUAAACACUCUGUGGCGUCAAAUGACUCAAUCGAUGACAAAGCUAGCAAAAAAACGAAAACUUUAUAUCUUUCUGACGAAAGAGACGAUAUCAGCAGCAGCGACGAGACGGUGGAGCCAGAUGCGUUUUCGUCUGACUCGGACGAAAAUAUUCCAUCACCCAAGAGUGAUCUACGCAAGGUGCGACGCUGUGACCGUCCUCGAAAUAGCCUUACGAUCGACCGUUUAAUCGGAAUGGGCUUUGCACGGGUAGAUGCUGAGGCUAGUGUGGAAAAGUUUGGCAACGAUCCUGAUGCUUGUAUGGUCUGGAUCAUUUCAAAAAUUGAAGAAAGACAGUUUAAUGAAGACCUGAAUCGAGCAUCUAUACAGUCGGAACAGUCGAAACGGGAAGAAGAGAAGCGAGUUAAGACACUAGAAAAAGAAAAGCUUGCGUGCUCCACCAAAUUCAUGGCCGUAUUUCCGACUUCUUACAUGAUAUGUUCUGAAUCAAGUGCGCUAAACCUGAAGACAUUGCUUCAGUCGACAAUAGAUCAAAUACAUGGAAAGGCUUAUAUUCGUGAUAUUCUAACCCAGCUCUUAACACUCGAAGGAAAAUCGAUUCGAUGGUAUAAGGAAGCAGCUAGGUCGUACAUGCUCGAGCUUGCUAAUAGGCUGGACAUUGAGCUACGUUCGCACGAUGUAGUGGCUUGCUGUGCUCAAAAUGUUACGAAGUCCCGAGAUAAUUUAUGCACUUUUGUACGAAAAGUAGUGGAAGAAGUGGAAACGUUGACGAAGGCUCUAUACGAAAUGCCUACAAACCAGGGGGGAGUACCUCCAGUAUUUCUUGAAUGUGAUGAAACGACAAAAUUCGAUCUGGAAAAUGAUGGUUUUGAAGUCAUCGAAUGA
This is a messenger RNA of Plasmopara halstedii, 2202 nucleotides long. RefSeq names its product Ubiquitin-associated/translation elongation factor EF1B, N-terminal, eukaryote. The coding region runs from base 1 to 2202 and encodes 733 amino acids. The record is from RefSeq and is a predicted model, not a curated record. Gene Ontology annotation, molecular function: protein binding. Lineage: Eukaryota; Oomycota; Peronosporomycetes; Peronosporales; Peronosporaceae. The transcript has 6 exons.